Messenger RNA from Amphimedon queenslandica, 965 nucleotides. RefSeq names its product riboflavin-binding protein-like. The transcript is spliced from 5 exons. Lineage: Eukaryota; Metazoa; Porifera; Demospongiae; Haplosclerida; Niphatidae. Gene Ontology annotation, cellular component: external side of plasma membrane. The record is from RefSeq and is a predicted model, not a curated record. Bases 87 to 860 code for a protein of 257 amino acids. Gene Ontology annotation, molecular function: signaling receptor activity.
UAAUUGCAAUUGCAUAACUGCAUAAUCUCAUAAGUUGUUUUUUCAGCCCUUUCACUUGACAGUAGCAGUAGACAGGAGGUGCAAGCAUGAGUACAUUAACUGUGUCCAUUGUGAUACUGCUACUAAUAGCUGGUACAACCAUGAGCCAAAGGAUGGGCUCUAAUGUACAAUACAGACCUGAUCAGUGUCUGAGAGGUGAUAAGCACAGCCCGGAGCCAGAGACUGGUGACUAUUAUGCUUGCCAUCAGUGGAAGGACGGGGCCUGCUGCAGCUCAAAUUUUACCAAACAGCUAGCAAAUUCCUCAGUCACCAGUAUUGAUGGGUUCCAUUGGGAUCGAUGUGACAGCAACCUCUCUUCGCAAUGUAGGAAGUUUUUCGUAGAAAUCGAAUGCUUUUACAGGUGUUCACCAAAUGUUGCUCAUUUCGAAGUGGCGGAGUUUCCAAGUGCUUUUGCAAACCUACCGCUAUGCGGUGAUUAUUGUGACAGGUGGUAUGAAGCAUGUAAAGAUGAGCGUACUUGUGCAGUCAAUUGGAUCAUGGACUGGGACUAUAAUAACAUGACGGGCGAGAACCACUGCAAAGCAAAUUCACAAUGUCAGAAAUACAGUGAUGUUUAUAGAAAUGGCCGCGGCAUAUGUAACAUGCUUUGGGGUCGCUCCUUCUUUUAUUCUAAUUCCUCGAGCACUGAUCCUGAUGACAGGCGAGAGUGUCUCACGCCUUAUUUCCCAGUAAAUGGGACCAAUCCAAAUACUGUCGUUAUACAAAGGUUCUUCAAUCAAAGUGGAUCGAUGAUGCUCCUAGGAAAUAUCAAUAUUGUGCUGAUUGCCCUCACUGCUGUCUUCACAAUGCUGUACUUCUAAAAGACUUUGCACUGUUGAAUUUGUUAAUUAUUAUUACUAUUCUUUCUUAUUGGUUUUUGUGCAAUGACUUUAAAUUGAGGCCUUUCUAUGAUCAUUCUAACAUAC